AUUUAGGCUGCUAUGGUAAAAACCAGUUGAUUUUAGCGCUUGUCCUUUUUAAAAGAACGGUCCCUUGUCAAAUACCAGUAGGCUAGAGGUUACUAUAAUACUUAAAAUUCAAACCUUGAACUGCACUCUAAUAUAAAUUAAUGGGCUGUGUAAUACGGAAAUUUGGAAGCGGUUAAAGAAAAAUGGUGAAGCCAAUCUUGAUGCCUCCGCCGGGGCAGAGCCUGCCUCCCGAUGUUACCCAAUUGAUCGAGCAGCUUGAGAGGCACUGCCUCGCUCCUGAUGGAUCCCUCAUUGCCAAAUCCGCUUACUACGAUCUUCAGCUGGCCCGUGAGGAGAUGGCGAGAGAGAGGCUUCGUUACUUGGAAGCAAUGGCUGUAUAUUGCGAAGCCGUGGCAAUGGUAGAAGAAUAUCAACAAGCGGUGUCGGUGGCAACAGGUCUCGGAGGAAUUCGAGAUCUUCAAACGCUGUUUUCUCAGUUGGGUUUAAGAAGCUCUCCACAGGUAUAUGAAGCUUUAGAACAACGGCUGGUUGUUGCAGAGGCUGCUCAACGACUCAGGCUUCCUCUUCUUUCUAAGGAUGGUGAAAUUCCAGAGGAGGAAAUAGAGAAAUUAAGUAUAAUUUCUAGGAGCUCUCUUGACAGCACCAUUACUAGCAUGACCAGCAGCUCCAGUUCUAACUCAACUGCCAGUACAAGUGUAAAUAGUGUUGGGGGUGGGCUUAAUAGUAACAUAUUGGGAGCUAAUAGUUCUGAUAUUCAGGAGCCAGGUGUUGGAGGGGUUGCUAAUCGUUUUCUUGGAGUAACUCCUGGCUGGUUACGACAAAUUCAUCUUCCUCGAGCACAUUUUACAGAGGAUGGCACUGGCUAUCAGAUGUCUCUCAUUCUUGAGAUUGAGUCACGUUUGAAAGCUAAAUGUGACAAACUUUCUGAAGCAUUUCAGAUGGAUGAAACAGAUACAAAUGGAGCCGAUUCUGCUCAGAAUUUACGACUUCCAGAAAGAGUGAAGUCAGCUGUUGAAGAGAUUGAACGGGAGGAGGCAGCACUGCUGGAGGACCUAUAUUUGGCUGACAGAAAAUUCUCAGAAUAUUACAAUGUUUUAGAGCAAAUACUUGGAGUGCUAAUUAAACUGGUCAAAGAUUUCAAGCUGCAGCAUCAGCAUCAAUAUGAUGAACUGAGGAAAGCUUGGCUUUGCAAGAGGUGUGAGACAAUGAAUGCCAAACUAAGGGUUCUAGAACAUCUCCUUUUGCGUGACACUUAUACUCAAGAAGCAGUACCUGCACUUCAUAAAAUUAGGAAUUAUUUGCUUGAGGCAACUGAGGAGGCAUCUGCAGCUUAUAACAAAGCUGUGACACGGCUUCGUGAAUAUCAGGGAGUGGAUCCUCACUUUGAUGACAUUGCAAGGCGGUACCAUGAUCUAGUAAAGAAGUUGGAGGGAAUCCAGUGGACCAUCCGUCAAGUGGAAAUGGAUUUAAAUAAUCCUAGUGACCACUCAACAUUAUAGAUGAUCCUAAAAUAUGCUUUUACUGGCUUGAUUUUGGAAGUCAAUACGGCAAAUUUAUUGUUUGCAUCAUUAUUGUUUCAUAGUUCACUAGUAGUGAAGAUUUUUGUAUGUUGGCAAUAGACAAGAGUUAAGGACUGUUAACCAUGUCUGAGCAGAAAUGUAUCAGCACUCAUUGAUCUGAUAGUGAAACAAAUUGUAUAUUAACAUUCUGUUUCUGUUCAAUCUUUCCUCCUAAUAACAUAAGGUGCCAUAUUUUGAGAAAA
Cryptomeria japonica (Japanese cedar) is the source of this 1762-nucleotide messenger RNA. Its product is annotated as AUGMIN subunit 4. The transcript is spliced from 13 exons. The coding region runs from base 183 to 1499 and encodes 438 amino acids. Gene Ontology annotation, molecular function: microtubule minus-end binding. Gene Ontology annotation, biological process: spindle assembly. Gene Ontology annotation, cellular component: HAUS complex. Lineage: Eukaryota; Viridiplantae; Streptophyta; Pinopsida; Cupressales; Cupressaceae. The record is from RefSeq and is a predicted model, not a curated record.